UGGAGAAGGUAGUGAAGCAGGGCUAUCACCAGCGAAUUGCCAGAGUGACCGUGUGGAUCUGGAGAAGUCUUUGCCGAUGAAGAAAGCAGCUCUCCCCACUUCCGAUUCAGGGCAUUGCACAGCUGAAGAGGCGUUUGCAUCGGAAGAUAAAUCUAAAGAAAGCUCCUCACUUGGUGCAGAGGAAGAGGACUCAGAAAAUGAAAAGGCUAUUAGAAAAAAGUUUUCAAAGUCUUCUCAAGUGAGCAGUGGUCAGAAACUGGGGCCAAGGAACUUAAUUGAUGAGACCAGUGAUAUAGAAGAUUUACUCAAAGAGGAAGAAGAUUACAAGGAAGAAAAUAAUGAUUCCAAAGAAACCUCACGUGCCCUCAGGUGGAAGGAAGACCUUUCCAGAAAGGCAACUGAGGGCUUUCUGAGGCAGCAGCAAGCAGCUUCAAACCUCCGAAAGCUUAUUUACGGGACAGGUAAAGAAUUCUGGUUCAGAGCUGGAAACGUUUUAGUUUCUCUGAUUGUUUUCUGAAAAGGAGAUGAGGGAAUUGGUUGAUUGGGCUGGUAUUGUUGACAUCCAUAAUUGCUGGCCAUCACAUUUCAUAUUUGGCAGAUUAAUCAUCAGCUUAUGAGGACCACACUUUGGUCUUAUGAAGUAGACUUAUGGGUUUGUUGUAAAACUUGAUGCAAAUACUGUCCAUUGCAUCAUGUUAUGUCCCCUAUUUAAAAGUCCUUCAUGAGAAACUUUUUGAGAAUUUGGUGCUAGAAAAAUACUUCUGACCAUAAAAAUAUUUAUUUUUUCCUUUCUGAGAAUGAGAACCCUAUAUAACACAGUUUGUUCUCCCUUUUGCCCUUGUCUUCUGAUUUCACGCUUUAUUAAACUUACCUAUAUGUUCUUUCUGGUAGAAUUAAUGCAAAAGUAAAUAGAUAGUGGUUAACUUUACAUUGUGCUCCCUGGUUACUGCACGAUGAGAUCAAGGCCACAUGGUGAGACAUUUGGGCUCAGCACACUGAGUUGGGAGGGUUGUUGUGAACUGAUUUUCAUUCAGGUUUUGUCUAAGUACCCUUAGUGAUGAGAGGCUCAACACUCUUUAGAGCUCUUCUUUAAUCAUCUAAAGCUCUGCUUUUAAAUGUCCCUUCCCUCCCUUGACCCCUAAUAGUCUCGUUCCUCGGCCUCUUAGCUGCUGCCAUGCAGGAGUGUAGGAGCCCCACACAUGUAGAGCAAUAGCUUCCUGGCUCUCUUAACCUGUGACUGCCCUGCCCUCUCAGUGCCUAACUCAUAUGUGGCCAUUGCCAUACCCACCACAGACAGAGGACCUCAGUUCCUGAGUUCGAAGACUCAUGGCCUAACUUGUCGAAAACAAUGAGUCCUCCAGGGCUAUAGUUUUUGUUCUCACUUUUCUGCCAUGGCAUCCUCUUUAGUGGCAGAAGAUAAUGAAGAAGAAGAUCAUGAUACCCAAGAAGAGCUUGCAGGGUUGUUUCAUGUCAACCAGACUGACAGAGAGUGGAAGCACAAGGCUGACUCUUUAGACUACUCUGGAUUUCUUGUGGAGGCCCUCCGUGACUGGGAUUUAGAGGAAGUAAGGCUGGGUAGUACAUUUGAUUUAUUAGAGGAUUGUUCUAGAAUAAGAUUAUCUGAUGUCAAUAUUGCUUACCUGUUGCUGGCUUCUUAUUUUUACAGGAUUACAGGUCAUUCUCCGAGAUAUUACAGUGGGCACUUCAUGCAUCCUAAGCAGUAACAUGUUCUGAGUUUAGUUAGACCAUGUACAUGGCCCACGGAGGACAGGUUCAGCUUCCAGUGUGGACAGUAGUGUGCAUCUUCAUUUU
Messenger RNA from Chlorocebus sabaeus (green monkey), 1812 nucleotides. The record is from RefSeq and is a predicted model, not a curated record. Lineage: Eukaryota; Metazoa; Chordata; Mammalia; Primates; Cercopithecidae.